Molecule: messenger RNA, 9537 nt
Organism: Gigantopelta aegis
Lineage: Eukaryota; Metazoa; Mollusca; Gastropoda; Neomphalida; Peltospiridae
Product: matrix metalloproteinase-2-like
Exons: 9
Coding region: 454-2358 (634 amino acids)
Biological process (GO): collagen catabolic process; extracellular matrix organization; proteolysis
Cellular component (GO): extracellular matrix
Molecular function (GO): metalloendopeptidase activity; zinc ion binding
Source: RefSeq, a predicted model, not a curated record
UGUUCUACACUGCCAGCCACACAUCAAUAAGUGUAGAACCGAGAGAGAGAGAGAGAACUGGUAUACGCUAUAUUUAGAACCCAAUCUACGCCGGGGCUUCUGACGGCAGUUCCAGUUGUUUGGAUCUUCUACCGUAAGACGAUCCUUCUUCGCCAGAUCGAGCCGUUUUGACAGCCUGCCAUGUGCAAGUGAAGACUGGCCGUGCGUUUGGGAUUAUACUAUGAACGAAGAGGAACCGACAAACAUGACAUGAAGACCUGACAAUAUAUCGACUGAAGCUUUUUGUGUGUAGUUCUGUACAUUUAUGUAGAAUAUAUAAAGGAAGUGAAAAACAGCCAGAAGACUGUAGGAAUAUAGGAGUUCUUAGAUAUAUAUAUUUUUUGUCCAUUUCUGUUCUUUAGAAGUAGACCAUCCUACAAGAAAUUCAAACUCAAAGGUGCAUGUCUUCAAAACAUGGAGUCCCGAAUCCCAGAAGUUGUUGACAUGGCUGAAAGUGCGGACGUGUAUGACGUUGGUAUUGGUGUUGGUGAUGAUGAUGAUGGUGUGUCCAGAUGUUGUUGUGGAAGUGGGAGUAGCCGUUGUUCAGACUUUGCGUCCAGAAAGUGUACAUCGUCAUCGUUGUCGUCAUCGUCGUCGUCGUCGACCACGUUUCAAAGGUGGAAAUCCUUACCCCAGUCUUUCAUGAUUCUCUUUCUAUCAUUAGUGUUGUUUUUGGGAUACUCGCAAGCGUUUCCAGAUCCGGAUAGGCAUUUGAAAGAAAUGUAUCAUAAAAGUGUGGAAUAUCUCUCGAAGUUCGGCUAUCUCGAAGGUCCGUCCCGCGAGACGGGAAACCUCAUGUCUCAGACCGAUCUCUCCGACGCCAUCAAGACGCUCCAGAAGAUGGGCGGCAUCCCGCAGACAGGGGUGGUGGACUCGCGCACCAUCCAGCUCAUGCACCGCCCUCGCUGUGGAAACCAGGACUCGCCAGAGAUUUUCAGGAAAACCAGGAGAGGGAGACGGAAAAAACGCUACACGAUUGCACCGUCGAAAUGGGACACACAGAACCUCACGUUCAGGAUCCUGAACUACACCCCGGACAUGCCGAUGAGGGACAUACGGACGGUCAUAUACGAUGCCUUCAAGGUCUGGAGCGACGCCACCAUGUUGACCUUCAGCGAGGUCAUGUAUGGGAACGCUGACAUCAUGAUCCAGUUCGCCAGCAGAUACCACCAGGACGGAUAUCCCUUUGAUGGCAAAGGUAUGAUUCUUGCUCACGCUUUCUUCCCCGGUGAAGGUAAAGGUGGAGAUACACAUUUCGAUGAUGAUGAAAACUGGACGUAUAAUUCAACUGAUGGAGUCGAUCUUUUUAUGGUGGCGGCCCACGAGUUUGGCCACGCCCUUGGUCUGGCUCACAGCAGCGAGCCGGGAGCGCUGAUGUAUCCGUGGUACCAAGGCUUUCAGAAGAAGUUCGCCCUUCCCCGAGACGAUAUACUGGGAAUACAGGCCCUGUAUGGACAUAGAGAUAUAGAGUUUCCUGAUGAGCCGACGGUGUCUAUCAUUCCAACACUUCUACCCAAAGACAACCCAGACGGACAUCAACCUCCUAAAGUUGACGAUACAGACAACCCACUGGACCCCUGUGCUCAUUCAUUUGAUGCCAUCACUGUCAUCAGAACUGAAGUCUUUCUCUUUAUUGGAAGAUGGUUUUGGCGGCUAGAUUCUAGAAAUAUUGUCCGUGACCCAGUGCACAUCAACAAAUUCUGGUAUGGUUUACCAAAAGAUAUUGACCACGUUGAUGCUGUGUUUGAACUUCCAACUGAUGGCAAGAUUGUGUUCUUUGUUGGUGACAAAUACUGGGUUUUGAACGCCAAUCAUCUGGUUGCCGGGUUUCCAGAAGCUGGUCGACCAAUCACAGAGUUUGGAAUCCCUCCUGACGUCAAGAAAAUAGACACUGUGUUUGUGUGGGGCUUCAACAAACGGACGUACCUAGUGAGCGGGGACAUGUACUGGAAGCUAGACGUGAACAACACGUACGUGGAGUACGAUUAUCCAAGAGACAUGAGCAUAUGGAGGGGAAUUCCGGUUCCGGUUGAUGCUGCGUUUCAGUACUGGGAUGGUAAAACAUACUUCUUUAAAGGCCGACAGUACUGGGAAUUUUAUGAUCUGAAGAUGAAAAAGAGACGAGGCUACCCCAAAUCCACAGCCAGAGACUGGCUCAAAUGCAGCGGAGCACACACGAACUACACAGUGUACAAUGAAGCGCAUGCGGGAAAAGCGAACCAGUACGGGGCGGGUGGGUGUAAUAGUUUGAUGAAUGUUCCCCAUACAACUGGUCUCAUUUUAGCCACACUUGUAUUACUUAAUCUAGAAAUAUUUUGAACUGUAAAAUAUUUAGUUUUAAUAAUAACAGCCAAGGUACUUACCUCAUCAGAGAGAAAAUAUAUUAUAAGGAAAACGAUAUUAAGCAAGAGUUUGUCUCGGUGUGUAUGUAUACAUGUAGUAUGCGACAAAAAAAAACACCCAGCACACAGUGUUUUAAACAACCGCAUUUGUUUUGUGGAGGUUGUACAAAAAAAAGAAAUAAUAAUAAAAAAAAAAAAAAAUCGCAAAUUGAAACAGAACAUAAAAUGUAUUACAGAUAGUUGAGAAAAAAAUACUUAAAAUAUUUUAUAUCUUAAGAAUUAAUUUGUUUAUCUGUUACACAGUAAACAUAUAUAAAAAAAAGUUAAAUAAGGAAUUAGAAUAAUGUGUAUUGUGUGUAUAUUACACAGUGUAUAAUGGUACUGAAUUUUUUGGGGUUUUUUUGCUUUAAUUAUUUAUUAUUUAGUUGAAAACAUGAUGUUUUGCUGUUCUGUUUUUAGUGUCGUAUGCUAUAGAUAUACAUGUUCAGCAGACGACGAGAGAAUACGUCACGUAUUCGUCCAUCCUUUACAAGUGUUGUGGAAGUUGUAAAUUAUGAGUUUUAUAACACUCUUUUUUGUCACAUGUUUUAAAAGAUCUUUUGUAAUUAAUUUUACAACCUAUUUAUUUAUUUCACGUGUAUAUAAAUAUUGACCUUAAUGUUAACACAGAAUAUAUUUUGUUUUUGUGUUUCAGCAUUAGAAAGAAAACCUUCUUACUCAUUUAUAUGAAUACAUAAUGUGUAAUGACCUGAGAUUAUGAUAUCAACAACGUUAAUCAAGACCAACUUUUAUCAUUCUGUUGUUUAUGUCAUUACCAUUUGAAAUUAGACCAGUUACAUAGUUUUAGUGUCCACUAACAUUAUCUAACGGUAUUUCUGUUAAUUACAAAAUAUGCUAUGCUUAAUGGCAAUGGCCAUUCAGAACUUUACUUGUUACUAAAAUCCACGAGUUCUGUAACAAACUAUCAUUCAAUUUAAAAAAUCAAAAAUGAUCAGAAGAAUAUGCUUGCAUUUAUAAUUUGGUAUGAUUAUUUUAUUCAUAUAUCUUUUAGGUUGUUUCCACACUGACUAAUGUGGUUGAUUACUGGAUGAUGUAAAUACCAUAGAGAUGAUAUUUAAUACACACACAGACACACACAGACACACACAGACACAGACACACACACACACACACACACACACACACACACACACACACAGAGAGAGACACAUAUACAUAUACAUAUAUAUAUAUAUAUAUAUAUAUAUAUAUAUAUAUAUAUAUAUAUAUAUAUUACUGAUUACAUGUAUUGUAAAACAUUGAAAUAAGAAGUGGUCUUUAAAACAGUAACCUUCGAUAAUGCUAGUAGAUCAUUAAAACAAUGAUUAUAUUGUGGAACAACAACAAAAUAUUUCCUAAUAAAGUAUUUUGUCUACGUUUAUUAUAUAUCAUCAUACCAAUUAAAAUAUGAUUAUUGAAUCUAUGACUUAGGUGAAAUACGUAGACCUAGGAUAGUCAACCGCAAAUAGUACUUUCCUCAGAAUGAAUGCACCUUUAUCCAUCAACCAAGUUUUACCAAUCAUUUUCCAAACUUCAUUAUUUAUGAGUAGACUGGUCCUCAUCGCUAUUUAAAAACCGAAGAGAUUUUAAUCUAAAAAAUUCACAAUGAUUAGAACCAGACCAUUUUGAAACAGGAACGGGCAUAGGCGGCAGUAAAUAAUUACGCAUUGGCUAUGGAUUGUCUGGCGAUUUGUAUUAGACCUAGAGAAAGAAAAAUCGUUUGAUUUAAUUAGAAUGUGUGUGAUAAUUAUAAUACCAAAUACAUCAGUGAAUACUCGAAUGUGUUUUGUAUGUGUGAGUUAAGAUAUAUUCAAACUUCUUAUUCGUAUGAAGAUUAGGACGUUGGAUUUGGGUUCCAUAUCUAACAUUAAUAUGUGACGUCAUGUGGUAAAUGUUUGAAGAGAUAUGCAACAAUGAUAAGGAUGUGAUAAUAAAAACACCUCGGAAGAUCUUUAUCUACUGAUCCUGCCAGAGCCCCUGACUUGCCAAGUGUCAGCUCAAACUAAAUGAUUUCAUUUGAGGUUGAAAGUCUUGUCCGCACCAGACUAGUGGUAAUGAUUUCUAAAUGGUGUAGUGAAUGCGAUAUAUAUAAUACAUUCAACACUGUAAAAUACUUUGGACUUAAUAUUCAGAAAGGUAUCUCAUGAUUGCGUCUUGCUUUUAUUUGGUAGCCAUUAUAUAUAUAAAAUGGCUACCAAAUAAAAGCAAGACUCAAUCAUGAGAUACCUUUCUGAAUAUUAAGUCCAAAGUCUUUUACAGUGUUGAAUUCAGUAAUUUUGUUUCCGGAAUGGGUGUGGUGCGGGGCAGACUAAAUAGACCAAUGCCUGAAUUUAAUUUUCACUAUUUAAAUUUAAACAAUAUAUUGUGAUCGGCUCAAAACCAACGAACAGACACAUCCACGCCAUUUACGUAUUUUACGUUCGUAUGGAUAUUUUUGUAUUCAAUUUGUUAUUACAGUAUUAGUUACUUUGGGUCAAGCCAUUUUAUUUCUAUGGUGUACUUAUUACAUUUGCUUAUUUUGGCAUAUAUUUGUUUUAUUGUGCACCUUUAUUUGGGUUGUUUAUGAUCACGUGUGAGGUGGGUGUGGGUAAUGUUAAGUUGUAACUUGUUUUAAUACUUACCACCAAAAAAUGAAAUAAUAAAUUUCCAAUCAACCAGAUUUCAAUGUAAAAGCAGAUCAUAUAUGAAAACAGAUAUAUAUUUCAUUUUAUUCAAUUUAUUGUCAGUUGUCUUUUGUAUGGUAGAACGCUUGCUUGAGGUGAACCCUUUCUCUGUUUGAUUUUACUCGUCCUAACCAGUGCACCACGACUGGUAUGUCAAAGGCCGUGGUAUCCUGUCUGAGGAAAAGUGUAUAUAAAAGAUCCCUUGCUGCUAAUGGAAAUGUGUUUAGCGUGUUUACUCUAAAACUAUGUGUGACAGAAUUACUAAAUGUUUGAUAUCCAUAGCCGUUGAUGAAUAAAUCAAUGUGCUCCAGUGGUGUCGUUAAACAAACUAACUUUUUAUCUCAACCCCCACGUGACACGUGAUCGUUUCUACAACAGCCCUCAGCGAGGAAUGGGAUGCUUGUAGUUGGUUGAAGAAAACUGUACAAUUUUGAAAUGAAAAUACUCAUUAGCUAAGUUUGACAUUAUUAUAUACUCUACACAGACUUGGUGCACUGUAUCUCUCUUGUUUUCUUCUGCGGAUAUGGGUCAUGCUUUUGUGAUAACCUCAGUGCAUAAUACUAAUCUAUGUGGUACUUUUAUUUCCUCACAACUAUUUUGUAUUCGUAAAGUUGUCCAAAUAUGUGUAUACGUGCGUUUGUAUAUGCGUGCGUGUGUUUGUAUGUUUGAAUGAUUAAUCUUGUGUAUGCGUGCUUGCGUGCGUGCGUGUGCGUGCCUGUGUGUGUGUACAUCAUUGCUUGGAUGUAUGCUGUACAGCAUAUAUGUGCUGAAGAAGUUGAAAAAUGUAUUGCACUAUUUUGGUAUAUAUAGUUAAAAGCAUAGAUGUAAAUUUCUUGUAUUCUGAAUUAGACAACACCCGUUAUAUAAUAGAGAAAUACUAUUAGAUGCCGUUUCGUUGAUAUAGAUUUCGUUGUAUAGAUUGACACAUUUUGCUGACGAGUGUCCUCUUUUAUUUCCACAAAUGUGGACGUGCGGGAUGUUUUUGUUAUUAUGCUUUUAAACUUCACAACAGAAAGGAUUUAUACCAUAUGUCAUGUUGGUAAUGGGUUUGAGAUUUGAGGGGAAAUUUUAUUUUUAACAAUGCUUUUGGUUUUUGGAGAGUGACGUUGGUCAUAGCAUUCCGUCACAUAUUAAAAAUAAAUGAUUUUUUAAAUUUUGGGUGUGGUUUUUUCAGGUGGUCGGGUGGGCAUGCUUACCAUAUUUUUUUUAUGUGGCCUGAAGUUCAUCAGUAUUGCUUGAUACCUGUUCAACUGGAGAAAAACAUAAUUAAACAUGAGGUGUUUUUAUGAGGUGUUUUUUGUUUCUAAUAAGAGAAUGAAACUACUUUUCAGAGUAUAUUAUUUUAAUAAACCAAAUCCACGGAUGCUGGGGUGGGAGCAUAGGUCACCUCAGAAUUAUACGAAAAAAAAUAAAAAAAGUACCCUUUUAAUUUAAAAGUACCAUUUUUUUUUUUUAUGCAGAUAAGAGCAUCACAAAGGGGUACGUUUUUAGGUUUUUUUACAAUCUCAUGGAAGAGGGCACUCUGACCACCCGCCAUGGACUUCGCGAUUUCGCGCCUGUGGCACUUGCUUACCUCUCACACAAUUUAGACUCCAGCGUUUUUACUGCCUCCAACCACCUCCACCAUGUUAUUUUAGGUUAAGUACGUUGCUGGGUUUGAAUGCAUCUACGGAUACGUUAUAUAAAUAUGCAAUACUCAAAUAAUUAAACCAUAAUAUGUACAGCUGUUAUCUAGUAUCAUUUAUAAUAAGAGAAAUACACGGCCGGAUUUACAAAGCUUGUUUAUGGCUUACCCGCGUAUACCACAUAUGCGUUAAAAAACACACACACAAAAACAGACUUCGUAAAUUCGGCCUAUAUAUUCUGCAUAGAACAGUCCACUGCAUAUAAUUUGCUCAAUGUUGCUUAUAGCAGAAACUGCACCUGGUGAAUGCAAGUAAAAAUACUCCAUUAUCAAUGUAUUUUUGUAUGUAUAAUAUUUGCUGUUAAAUAUUUUGUAUAGACGUUUAUAUAUCGCACAUAGAUUUAAAACCAUAUAAACACAGAUACUCGGUUUAAGGAUGAUAUUAUUAUUAUUUAAGUGGAAUAUCUGAACGAUGUUUGUAAUAAUGUUUAUGCUUAGAAACAAGUGCAUGCAUGUGAAUUUAAAUAUAUGUUAUUAGAUGCGGACUGGUGUAUCGAUUUCGUUUUGAACUUCUUUUUUUUAUAGUUGAAUUAAUUUUUUUAGACAAUAUAUUUUUCUUUUAAACCUUUUUUAUGUUUACCCUGUGCAAUAUUACCAAAAUGAAUAUGGAUUACAAUAAUUACUUUACUUUAUUUAGAAGGUGGCCUUUGUAUAUGGGUCAAACUUUAUGCAUUGUUUGCACAAUGAAGCUAUUUAAAGUCCCUCUUUAUAAAGUUAUCAAGCAGUUUUUGGUCAAAAUACUCUUUAUAGAAAAUUCGAUUUAACGUAAACAUUAUUUACCUUGUUAAGUAGAUGCAAUAUUUUCUUUAAGAAAUCAGUUAUGAUUUUAAUAUCUGGAGAACAGUUGGUGUUGUAAUAUAAUUUUGAGAUCCAUUAUUUUUCCAUACCGUAUUUGAUACUGACGUGCGCGUUCGGAAAUGUUCGGGUCUUUAGCUAACGUUUUACUUAAAAUUAAAUUUCGUGGUGAUAAAUGCAUCCGAAAUUUUAUUAGUAUAUUAAGAACCAUGUAUUUUUUUGUGCGCAGCAAAGCAGUAAACCGGAUUCAGAAUCGAGGGAAUGAAGCGAAGUAGGCCUAGGGGUCAGGUGUAGGGGUAGUAAGCAAAUACAGUUAGAAAACAAAAACCCGAAAUGUUUGUCUUUUAUCUGUCUGGUUAUUUUAAUGUUGGUUAUACAUUAUUUUUUAAUCCAAGUUCCAAACAUAUGGACUUCCAAUUCAUUUUGUAUGGGUUUCAUUUGAAAAACCUCGGCCGAUUACGGAGUUUGUGAGAUCUAACCAUUAUGUAUUAAACAGUAUAGUAUACGAAAAACCUCGGCCGAUUACGGAGUUUGUGAGAUCUAACCAUUAUGUAUUAAACAGUAUAGUAUACGAAAAACCUCGGCCGAUUACGGAGUUUGUGAGAUCUAACCAUUAUGUAUUAAACAGUAUAGUAUACGAAAAACCUCGGCCGAUUACGGAGUUUGUGAGAUCUAACCAUUAUGUAUUAAACAGUAUAGUAUACGAAAAACCUCGGCCGAUUACGGAGUUUGUGAGAUCUAACCAUUAUGUAUUAAACAGUAUAGUAUACGAAAAACCUCGGCCGAUUACGGAGUUUGUGAGAUCUCACCAUUAUGUAUUAAACAGUAUAGUAUACGAAAAACCUCGGCCGAUUACGGAGUUUGUGAGAUCUCACCAUUAUGUAUUAAACAGUAUAGUAUACGAAAAACCUCGGCCGAUUACGGAGUUUGUGAGAUCUAACCAUUAUGUAUUAAACAGUAUAGUAUACGAAAAACCUCGGCCGAUUACGGAGUUUGUGAGAUCUAACCAUUAUGUAUUAAACAGUAUAGUAUACAAACAUUGUAAUUUAUUUGAAACGUCAAAUUCGUCUUUGCCGAAUGUUACACACAUUUGGAUUAACUACGAACAACUAGUAUAGAAAUGGCACCAUAGUUAUGUUUUAAAAUUCUUAAUAACAACAAACAUGCAGAUGCUAAAACAAUUGUUAGAAGAUAAUAUAGUAAUGAAAUCAUAGUAAUUUUAAAAUAACAAACACAGACACUUUAACAGUUGUUUGAAGCAUGAAAUUACUGUUUAAUAAAAACCUCUGGGUUUGUGUAUGGACUAACAGAGACGCUAACACGUCGCCAGCUGUAGUUCGUCCGGGGUUUGAAUCGUGAGAUCGGCCGAGGAGUUCCGAAUGGUAUGAAUGUGCGUCUCUUUUUGUAUGUCUGUAUGUAGGUAAAUCAUUUGAUUUCGCCAUGUCUUGGUGCAUCCGAGUCUUUCAUCGACAUUUCAUCUUAGAUUCGUUUCGAAAUAAAAUCACCGUAUCAUUUUACAAAGUUUGUCCGUAAUAUUAUAUUCCAUUGAAGUUAUGUCCAGCACAUGAAUUAUUAUUAUAUAUUAAAAUGUGUUAUUACCACACAUCUAACAAUAAAUAUUAAAAUAAUAAUAAUAAAUUAAAGAUGUUCUUCUCGUAAUUUUUUUUAUUUUUAUGUCAUGUUCACUUAUAAUACGAAUAACUUAGAUAAAUAUUGCAUCGCUGUGUGGUUUUUCCAGUACAAGAUAUUUCUUUGAUUUAUUUACACUCAAAGAUACAUUAAUUAUUAUUAUUAUUAUGUUUAGACACAUCAUCACCUAUUUAUACAAUGUUAUAAAAAGUCUAGCUUCUAUGAAUAUCCAUGAGCACAGCUUUAAUUACAGUCCCUCCCUACGUACUUGUAAGACCCCAUGCUAAUGUGAAGUACAGUGUAAUGCUAUGAAAAUUAUUGUAUCAAUAAAUGACUCCAUUGUGAA